CCCCAUCCUUCUGCAGCAUCCCCUGAGGCAGCGGCCAUGCUGUCCGCUCUCACCUCUCUCUGCCUUUGCCCUUGCCAGUCUCUGCCUGGAAGCUUUCCCUACACCCUUGCAGCUGCUAAAGAUCUACUCCUGCCCCCAAGCCCUUGCCCUGUCCCCUGGACAGUAAUUCCUGCCUCUGUGCCCCUCCACCCCAGACCUGAGUGCUUAGGGAUCUGGUAUGGCCCACCACAUCCGUGCUGAGGCCCUCUGCCAGCCCCUGCCCCCAGGGAAGGGGCAGCAGGUGUCAAGGAAGGCAGAGGGGGCCUGUGCGUAUGUCUGACGCUCAAUCUGAGAGAGACGUGGAUGACAGACAGGUGGGGGAACCCAAACACUGGAGAAUAGAGACAGACAGAGGGGACCUCCGUGAGACACAGUGGCAAGCAGGCCAGGGUACACACAGCCCUGGGGAAAGGAGUUGGGAUGGGCAGGCUGCCCACGGGGUCUUGGUCUGUCUGUUCAUCUGUCCGUCUGAGUCUCUCUCCUGCCUAGGAUCUGGAGACGGAGCUGUCUGUCCUCGAACCCUCGGCUACCCUCCCCCUAUCCUGACUGUGCUCUCUACUCCAGCCAGAGGGUCCCCACUAUCACGCAGAUCUGACUAUGACACUCUCUGCUUAAAGUCCUGCACGGUUGGUUCCCCAGUGCCCUCAGCCAAAGCUCCGUAGCCCUCAGUUGAGGGCCCAGCCUUCUAAUCCAGAACUCCCUGGGCCCGUCAAUUGUUAUGCUCCCCUAGACCCCCCUCCAUCUGGCGAACACCUCCUCCUCAUCACCUCCUCUACAAAGCCUCCCUCUCUUUCCAUGUCUGCUGCUGCGAGGCACUGUCUUUCCCUAACAUUCGAAGAACUGAACCCGCUCUGCCCUGGAAGAGCAGGAAAUUCCCCCAGAAGAGGAGGCAGGGGCCCAUCCUUUGCUGUCCGAGAGAAGGCCCCCAUCUGAGCCCAGCGCGGUCCCAGCGCCCAGCAGAGGGUGGCCCGCCCAGCAUCUGGGGGUGAUGGUUGAGUGGUUGAAUGGAGGAACCACAGGUAGAAGAGAAGGUGUGGGGUGCAGGGCCUCGGGGCCCUGGCGGAGAGUGGUCCCACCCCAGCAGGCCGGAGGGCGGGGCACCGUGGGUGGGCCCCUCCCGGUUUCCUCCUCUGGCUGCUGAAGCCAGACUCAGUCCCGGCUGUGUGCGAGGCAGCAUGGGCAGCCAGAGGAGAGGUGCCAGGGGCCUGCGGGGCAGGGAGGGGGCAGCCCCCACCAAGUGUGUGGUGGACAAGUGCUUUGACCCUCUGGUCCGAAAGUGCGUGGACUGCAGGCUCCUCCGGACGCCAGAACCCGGACUGGCCUCGCCUCCUCCCGACCCUCCCCCUCCCCGGCCGUCCCUGCCCCCUGCCCCCUGCUCUCUCUCCCCGUCCGCUCCGCCAGCAGCCGGGCCUGGCAGCCUGGCGCCGGGGACCGCGCUGCAGCCGCAGGAGUCGGUGGGCGCGGGGGCCGCCGCCGAGACCGAGGCCGAGGCCGCGCUGCCUCUGCCCGCGCUGCUCUUCGGCGCCCCCGCGCUGCUGGGGCUGGCGCUGGCCCUGGUCCUGGUGGGCCUGCUGAGCUGGAGGUGGCGGCGGCGGCGGCGGCGCCUGCGCGCGGCGGCUCCCCCGGGGGACCCGGACCCGCACCCGCACGAGCCCCUGGACGAUGUCAUCAUCCAUCCCCCGAAACCCCUUGAUGCCACAGCUCCCGUCUGGCCUCCACCCAGAGAAGACCCAGCCAACACCCCACCUGCCCACAGCGUCCCUGUGCCAGCCACAGAGCUGGGCUCCACUGAGCUGGUGACCACCAAGACUGCUGGCCCUGAACAACAGUAGCGACGGAGGGGGCAGGAAGCGGCCCCUGUCCUCCCUGUGAGCUGUCAGCCAGGGGCCUGGAGGUUGGAUUCAGCUCUUGACUGCAGUGCCCACCUGCCCCUUUUCUGGGAACCUGGCUGGUCCCCAGCUAACCCUGCAGAACCACAGACUACAGAUCGCAGAGUUCAGAAGGCAGCGCGUUGUAUGGCAUAUUAGCGUGUGGCUUAAAACCAGACCAUCUCUGGCCGCCGUCGAAGGUGGUGGCUGAGCUCCUGUGCCUUUGUGUGGCUGGGGCACUCUGUGUAGGAGGUUUUUCUUUAAGUGCAGGGAAGCCACCGUAAGCCAGAAUGAAUCUAGGAAAAUGAUUGAGUAGGAGGAUGCUUAAUUUGUAGCUGGGUGUUGUAUUUCUUUAAUACUUGCUCUCGGAGCUGUCCUGCUUUAAAGCUGAUGCAAAUGGCAGCGAUGAGUAACCAACUGAGGGGUUUGCUUCAGGGUUUAAUAGAAGGCGAUUUUGACAAAGAGCCUGGAUUGCGCUGAUUCUCGGGUAUCUGUACCCCAGGGUCAACCCUGCGCUUGGCCCAGUCUUCUAGGACCUAAGAUGCCCUUUUCACCCUCGUAGCAGCUUCCAGAGCCCCCAGCUUGCACCGUGAGAGGAGGCAUACAGCCCCUCUGGGGCUAGACUGCAAACUCAUGAUGAAGGCACACUGCCGAAAAUCUCCCCAGAGACCCCACCUGGGGUCCCAGCUGCCUUCAAGGCACACUCAGCUGUACCUAGGGAAAGGCCCAGAACCUGCAAGAGGUUCCUUUGUUCAGAAGCCAGAGCGGGGCUGUGGCCUUGAACCAGCGGGACCUGAUGUCCCUUGAGCUCCCCUCUGUCUGUGGUCCACCCUCCUCAAGCUAGGCCCCAAGUGCUGGGGUCACUUGGCCAUUCUAUGCCAGCCCCUGGGAUCACCCAUUGUCCUAGGGGAACUGCUCCUCCCACAGCAGUGCCCCCUGCUCUGUGGCCCGAGGCUGAGACCAUCUCCUCUAGUUGUGGACGAUGCUACACUUGGUCAGGUGCUGCCUCUCCUACCGGCCCUCCAACACAGGGUUAGAAACUCCUGACCGGAUUGGACAGUCCUUGGGACUUGUCACCGCUUAGCGCCCUCACAAGAAGCGUGGACUAGGAGUCAGAAGACGGAGUUUUGGGUACCAUUUUGUCUCACUGGAGAGCCUUGGCCAUGCUCUGUUGCACGCAUCAGAUGCUUUCCGCCCACCUCUCCCUGACCUUCCUGGCAGACCUUCACCCUUCCUGCCCACCCCCCUUCUCAGCCCAGAAGAUGGUCUGGAGCCUCCAGGACCCUGACCUUCACACUGAAGUCUUCCUAGCCACUCCCUCCCUGAAUGCAUCCCAAGUGCCCCUACCCGCAGGCUGCCAGGUGGCUGGGGUAAGGUCAGGUGGCUGGCGGGAGGCAGGAGGGUGGGAAGCAGGCCCAGACAUCCAGUCCCCUUCAACUCGGGACCGGGGAGUCUGAGCUGUUCCUCCUGGCCACUCCUACCUCCCACUCACCUUUUCCACCGCAGUGGGGGACCGGGCCCUGGAGGUAAAACAAGUACGUAAAACCCCUCUGGGGUCCAGACAUGCAAACCUCUGGCACCGCUGUGUCCCAGUCAAACCCCAGCUUCCCCUCUGGUCUCGGUUUCCGUUUCUGAAAAAUGGGGGGUUGGAUGCAAAGUGCUCCUCUGGGCUUAUGGCCCUUAGAGGAGAAGAACUGGAAAGAACCUUAAAGAAUCCUUACCCCCACCUCCCUCCAUUUUAUAGAUGAAGAAAUUGAGGCCCAGAAGAAGCAAGUUUCCUGGGAGAAGAACCGGGAGCAGAGGCGGGGGGAGAGGUGGGCAAAUAGGGGGCCAGUCUCCCCCAGGCCCCAGUCAGGGACCCCACCGCCCAGGGGUUUCCAGUCCCUGGCUCUCUGUCCGGGCAGUGCUUUCGAAGGAGUCUUCAUGAAGUUACUGCAUUUGACCUUAAUGACAGCACCUGGAGGAGGGCAUGGGUAUUUGUUUGCUUUAAAAAAGGGUUUUGUGUUUUGUUUUUUUCAUUAGAAAAAAAAGGGACGCCUGGGUGGCUCAGUCGGUUAAGUGUCUGACUCUUGGUUUCUGCUCAGGUCACAAUCUCACAGUUCAUGGGUUCAAGCCCCACAUCGGGCUCCAUGCUGUCAGCAUGCUUGGGAAUUCUCACUCUCCCUCUCUCUCUGGCCCUCCCCCAGUCACUCUCUCUGUCUCUCUCUCAAAAUAAAUAAAUAAACCUAAAAACAAAAUCGA
Messenger RNA from Acinonyx jubatus (cheetah), 4148 nucleotides. RefSeq names its product TNF receptor superfamily member 13C (gene TNFRSF13C). Gene Ontology annotation, cellular component: external side of plasma membrane. NCBI's taxonomy places the organism in Eukaryota, Metazoa, Chordata, Mammalia, Carnivora, Felidae. The coding region runs from base 1044 to 1871 and encodes 275 amino acids. The record is from RefSeq and is a predicted model, not a curated record. Gene Ontology annotation, biological process: positive regulation of T cell proliferation; T cell costimulation; positive regulation of B cell proliferation. Gene Ontology annotation, molecular function: signaling receptor activity. The transcript has 4 exons.